AUGGGACGCGCGGGGCUGGUGCUGCUGCUGCUGCUGCUCGCCGCGCUCGGCGCCUUGGCCCGGGGCCGCGAGGGGUCGGGGGGGCCGCCGCUGCUGCAGGAACGUUGCCUCUUGCCCAAGGUGGUGGGCAGAUGCCGGGCCUCCUUCCCGCGCUGGUGGUACAACGCCACGAGCCGGACGUGCCAGCGUUUCACCUAUGGCGGCUGUGGGGCCAAUCUCAAUAACUUCUUGGUAGAGGACGAGUGCCGGGUGACGUGCGCCGUGGCCACAGAUGGGGAGAACUCGAAUGAGAUUCCGCAGGCCAGCCAGAGUGUAGUGCAGAGCGCAGAUGAGCCCUGUACUGCGCCCCGCCUGACCGGCCCCUGCCGCGCUGCCUUCCCUCGCUGGUACUACGACCCGGCCGCCAGGGCCUGCAAGCAGUUCACCUAUGGGGGCUGCAAGGGCAACAAGAACAACUACCUGCGGGAGGAGCUGUGUCUGCGCCAGUGCAGCGGGGCCACAGGGAGUGCUGAGGGGCCCGAGCCGGGCGUUCACUCCAGCAGAGUGGUGGCCCUGGCCGUGCUGCUGGCCAUCCUCGUUGCUGUCCUGCUGGGCUCUGUGGUUGUCUUCUUCGUCUGGCUGUGCAGGAGGAGCCAGGAGCUGUCCCUGAGCGUGCCCUGGAGCCCGCUGGACGACAAGGAGUAUCUGAUGAGCAACACCUACACGCUGUGAGGCCGGGCGGCCGGCCUGUGGGCUGCCCCUGCUCCACUGGGCCUCGCCCGUGUGCACAGCAGAGUGACUGGAGCCGGCUGUGUAGGAAUAUCCCUGGGUCAUAAACUCCCUGCACCAGCAACUGCUGUGUUUGUGGCCCAGCCACACAGGCGGGGCCUUCGCUGCACCCAGGCCUCUUUCUCGGGGGCUUGCUUCCAUUUUUUUAAACUUUUUUUUACCAGAAUAAUUAGUGUGAAACCUGCUAGUGGCAGCCGCCUGGGGUCUCAGACACCUGCCCACCCCAGCUGCAGCCAGCAGGGCCUUGCUGAGGCUCAGGGGCAUCUGGUGCUGUUCCUCUGCUUAACAAGCCUUUAUAAUCGGGGGGUGGGAGGAGAUUUAAAUAGCCAGAUCCCCAGGAGUGCCGGCCGCAUGCUGCCUGUGCCUGCCUGCGGGGCCCCCUUCCCUAGAGCGCAGAGCGGCUGCUGGGGGUCCUGCCCUGUGGGGCUGCUCGGGGACUUGGUAGCAGGAUGUCCCCGGUAGGCGGUGUCAGGUAUAAAUGCCUGUGAUGGGGGGGAGGGGGGAGCUGUUAGCCCCACAGGCAGUGGGUCUGGAAUUCUGUGAGCAGCCUGCCCUGCCCCCAACUGCUCUGCCUGGGGGACCCCAAGGCACCUAGAGGGUAGCAGUGGCUCCUGCCCCCCACUGCGCAUGGAUAUGGUGCCAUGCUGGCUGUAACUUCCUGGCACCUGGGGAUUGCAGUGGCAGCACCGUGGCUGCAGCUAGGGUGAGUGACCUAAACCCUGGCCCCGUAACCUGGCGUAAUGCCCUGGGGACAGGGAGCUCCUGUGCUGGAGGGGUCCAGUGCUGCCUGGGCCCUGGCUUCCUUGGGGGUAUAUUUCCCCCUUUCCCCCCCCAUUCCUACCACGUGUCUGAGCUGCCCCAUCCCUGCAGAGCAGUGCUCCUGGCCCAGGCCAGGGAUCCCAGUCACGCUGCCCCAUCCCUGCAGAGCGGUGCUCCUGGCCCAGGCCGGGGAUCCCAGCGAUGCUGCCCCUGUGGAGCGGUUCUCCCA
Molecule: messenger RNA, 1756 nt
Organism: Gopherus evgoodei (Goodes thornscrub tortoise)
Lineage: Eukaryota; Metazoa; Chordata; Testudines; Testudinidae
Gene: SPINT2
Product: serine peptidase inhibitor, Kunitz type 2
Exons: 6
Coding region: 1-711 (236 amino acids)
Molecular function (GO): serine-type endopeptidase inhibitor activity
Source: RefSeq, a predicted model, not a curated record